CGAUAACGAAAGUGAGAACAAUUCGUCGGCUCACAUUUCUGUUUUUGAGCAACGCGCAUACAUUAAAAUCGAAACGAUUCGUGGUAAAACAGUGCCUGAAAUUCAUGCCGCGUUAAAUGAAUUGUGUGGAACGGAUACUGUGGAUCGUAGUACGGUGCAAAGAUGGCAUCAGCGAUUCCGUGAUGGUCGUAUAAGUAUUGAUAACAACCCUCGCUCUGGCCGACCCUCUACGGUUACUCAAGACAACACUAACGCGGCUAUUCUCGCAACUCUACUCGAUGAAGACCGACGAAUAACGGUGAGAGAGAUAGAGAAUGAAACAGGUAUUUCAAAAUCAAGUGUUCGCCGCAUUUUAACGGAAAUUCUACAGAAACGAAAGAUUACAGCACGUUGGAUGCCUCAUUUUCNGAUCGUAUAA
This is a messenger RNA of Cinara cedri, 418 nucleotides long. NCBI's taxonomy places the organism in Eukaryota, Metazoa, Arthropoda, Insecta, Hemiptera, Aphididae. The record is from the annotation of a GenBank genome assembly.